Messenger RNA from Pleurotus ostreatus (oyster mushroom), 2691 nucleotides. RefSeq lists its product as uncharacterized. Bases 1 to 2691 code for a protein of 896 amino acids. The record is from RefSeq and is a predicted model, not a curated record. Gene Ontology annotation, biological process: mRNA processing; branched-chain amino acid biosynthetic process. Gene Ontology annotation, cellular component: nucleus. The transcript is spliced from 21 exons. Gene Ontology annotation, molecular function: RNA binding; ketol-acid reductoisomerase activity. Lineage: Eukaryota; Fungi; Basidiomycota; Agaricomycetes; Agaricales; Pleurotaceae.
AUGUCUGCCAAAAUCUAUUACGACACAGACGCAGACCUAGGUCUUCUCAACGGAAAGACAAUAGUAUUCCUUGGCUUUGGCAACCAGGGUGCAGCGCAGGCGCAGAACCUGAGGGAUAGUGGUAUACCAAACGACAAGAUCUUGAUUGCCAACCGCGAAGACGCCUACGCAGAAGAUGCCAAGUCGAAGGGCUUCACUGUCGAGCACGACUUUGCGAAAGCUGCUUCCGUCGCCGAUGUGUUGUUCCUUCUUAUCCCUGAUCAAGUUCAGCCGCGCGUUUACAACGGCCAAGUAGCGCCUACACUGAAAGCGAAUGCCACCAUCGUUGUUGCCAGUGGCUACAACGUCUUUUACCAGCUCCUCGAAUUCAAACCGACGCAAGAUGUCGUUAUGGUUGCACCCAGGAUGAUUGGCUCUUCCGUUCGUUCAUUGUACGAAAAAGGCAAGGGAUUUCCCUGUUUCGUAUCGGUAGAGCAAGAUGGUACGGGUAGCGGACUGGCCACUGCCCUAGCCUUGUCUAAGGCCAUUGGCGCCACCAAGGCUGGUGCCAUUGCAUCCUCUGUCAGGGAGGAAACGGCGAUGGACUUGUUCGCAGAGCAAGCAUUGUGGCCCCAGAUAAUCAUGCUAUUCCGUGAGGCUUUCAGUGUUCUCAAAGAAGCCGGUUGCUCUGAUGAGGCUCUGUGUUAUGAAAUGUGGAUGUCUAAAGAACCAGCCGAGAUCUUUGAGCGAGCUGCAGAAGAAGGGUUUAUCAAACAGCUGAAGCACCAUUCGUCCGUCUCGCAAUUCGGGCAGCUCAGUGGUGCCCUUGCACUCGACGGUAAAGACGCUAGGGAGCACUUCAAGAACAUUCUGUAUAACCAAGUACUGAACGGGAAGUUUUGUAAGGAGUUCUCGAAGAUUGAAGCCGAUCUUGAGAAAGAAGGGGCUGAGAAUCCAUUGAAUGAGCUCUACCGCAAGUCCGAGGAAUCUGAACUCGGUCAGGCAGAGAAACGGGUUCGUCAAAGGGACAAGUCGGGCAGAGACAGACGGAGAGAUAGAGUCGAUCCUGAAGAAAGACGCAAACGCAGUCGCAGUCGCGACAAAUAUCGUGAUAGGUCGAGGGACAAGUCACACAGAGAUAGAGACAGGGAAAGAGACAGAGACAGGGAUAGAGAUAGAGACAGGCGAAGAGAGAGAGACGUAGACCGCGACCGCCCCCGUGAAAGAGAAAGAGAUGGUCGUAGGGACAGAGACAGGGACCGCGCUAGGGAAGACCGCGACCGGCGACGCAAGCGGGGCGACGAAGUCGACGGCUUUGAUGAUAAUAAGGAGUUCGACGAAAGGACCAGCAAGCGUCUGAAAUCUGACGACGGAGACGUGAAAAUGGACGACGUUCCUCCACCACCUCCACCAGUAGGUGGACCUCCUCCAGAACCAAGCGGUAGCCCUCGGCCCAGAUCCCCAGACCACGAUCGCCGAACCCGCUCUCGUGAUCACGAGCGCAACGGCGGUGAUAGGCGGCGUCGCGAUGACUUCGAGGACUCUCCUCGCUACGGACGGAACAGACGUCGGGACGACGAGUUCCAUUCUCCUCCUCCUCGCAGGGGUUCAAUGCGAAAGAGUUCGCCACCUCCGUUCAAAAGACCUUCGCCAACUUACGAGCCUCCUCCUCAGGAGGACUACAAUCCUGAUGAACCGAAAGAAGACGAUUCAGAAGCUCGGUCUGUGUUCGUUUCACAGCUUGCUGCCCGCCUUACUGCCCGUGACCUGGGCUACUUUUUCGAAGACAAACUUGGAGAAGGAACUGUCAUGGAUGCUCGCAUUGUUACUGACCGGCUCUCUCGGCGGUCCAAAGGCAUCGGUUAUGUUGAAUUCCGUACUAUCGAGUUAGUAGAGAAAGCCCUUUCUCUUUCAGGUACUGUCGUUAUGGGAUUGCCCAUCAUGGUACAGCUCACUGAAGCGGAGAGAAACCGACUUCAUCCUGGAGAUGGAAAUCUCAAUCUGCCUCCUGGCGUCAGCGCACCGCACGGUGCAAUGCAACUUUAUGUUGGCUCGCUGCACUUCAAUCUCACCGAAUCAGACAUUAAGCAGGUUUUCGAACCCUUUGGUGAAUUAGAGUUUGUCGACCUUCACAGAGACCCAAUGACAGGGCGAAGCAAAGGAUACGCAUUCGUCCAGUACAAACGUGCGGAAGAUGCCAAAAUGGCGUUGGAACAAAUGGAAGGUUUCGAACUGGCUGGGCGUACACUUCGUGUCAACACUGUUCAUGAGAAAGGCACUGCUAAAUAUACGCAACAAGAUACACUAGAGGAAUCCGGCGGUAACUUGAAUGCAGCGUCCCGCCAGGCACUAAUGCAGAAACUUGCUAGGAUUGAGCCCGCCCCCGUUGCUCCUACAGUCGUUAAACCCAAUAUUCCUCAAGCAAUGCAGUCGAAGUCCGUCCUCCUAAAGAACAUGUUCGAUCCCGAAGAAGAAACUGAACGCGACUGGGACAAGGACUUGGCGGAGGACGUCAAAGGUGAAUGCGAGGAGAAAUACGGCAAGGUCGAAGCUAUUAAAGUUGAGAAGGAGACCCAGGGCGAAAUCUACGUCAAGUUCGACUCUAUAGAUUCGGCCAAAAAUGCUAUUCAAGGUCUAAACGGCCGCUGGUUUGGCGGCAAGCAAGUUUCCGCUACCUUCAUAUCGGACGCCAUCAUGCAAGCUCAUCAGUAA